Messenger RNA from Lactuca saligna, 336 nucleotides. NCBI's taxonomy places the organism in Eukaryota, Viridiplantae, Streptophyta, Magnoliopsida, Asterales, Asteraceae. The record is from the annotation of a GenBank genome assembly.
AUGGUUCUAGGUCAAGAGGCUAUAUCGUGGCUUGAGGUUAAUGAGGCGUUGCAUCUAGAGAAAUGUGCCCCUUGGGAUGAAUUUAAUAAGAUAUCUAAUCUUGUUAAACCAUUUCUGGUUUUGUUUGGUGGUGUUUCUUGUAAUAUGAAAUCAUUGCACGAUCAAUAUGUAAAGCUUGUCGAAAGGGUCGCUGAGUUAGAGAAAAUCUCUAUAAGCAUGGAAAUGGUUGUUCAGACGAGAUGGAUAAGGAUUGGACUAGUGGACAAGCUAGCUAUGCUGGAGCAUGCAAUUCGGAAGUUGAAGGGCAACUUGAUGGACUCUUCCUCUAGUAAAUAG